GGGAAGUUUAAUCGAAAUACGUUCUCUGAAAAUGAAGAUUAUUUUUAUUUUUAGGGUUUGAAAACAUAGCACUACCUUAGGUAUCAAAGGGAUGGAGAAAGUAGUAAAAGUACUGAUUAAAUUACCGGUUCACCAGAAGCAUGUGCUGCAGCUUUUUAACCGCUAUUAGCUUAGUUAGCUAAGUUACCUUUCAUCGAUAGCUUGAUCGAAGGACAAGCAAUGGGCUAAUUCUGAAGAUGAUGAUGAGCGGUUGCAGAUAAUAUAUGCUCGGAUUACCUUGAUCAUGGAUCGAAAGCCGAAGAGGCUCGAAAGUCAGCUCUGCAAAGCUGUGAAAGAUGGAGAUCCCAGAUCUGUGCAGCUGCUUCUUUCACAAGGUGCACGUUCUGACAUGGUCGGCAGUAAAGGGGUGGCAGCAAUUCACUUGGCUGUUGGCAAAGAGACUGAGAAAAACACACGCUGCUUGAAAUUGCUGCUUCAACAUGGAGCUGACCCAAAUGUCAGGUCAUCAGAGGGUCUUACCCCUCUUCAUAUUGCUGCAGUGUGGGGAUGUUACCAGAAUUUGAAAGUGCUCUUGAUGAAUGGAGGGAACCCCAACCUUAAAGAUAAUGAAGGGAAUACACCAGGACAGCUUGCAGAACAACAGGAGAACAGAAAAUGUGCUCAGCUUCUUCAGGAGAAUCAGGCCAGUUCAGGUGACACAGAGGAUGAUGACCUGCCUCAGUUUCAAUAUUCUGUGUAUUCAGAUCAGACAGACAUAUCCAGCUACCCAGAAUCAGAAUUUAGCUUCAGUUCCCAGUCAUCUGUCAUUAGUGACUUUGGCGAUGCCCCGUUGAGCAGUACAAGACACUCUUCAUUUUUCAAUCUGUCUAACAUGAAUGGAUGGCCCGCAUCACACAGGCUUUCUGAUAUGGACUCCAAAGGGCAUCCCAGCCAGGACUGGAGCAAUUGGGCUGAUGGUCCCUCUAUGCUAUCAAGCACCCGCAUGUCUGCAGUGGGACCUACAGGUGGAUUGCCAAUUCUCAAGGAGCAUGAUUUGUUUGCUGAUGAUGGUGUGUUGCCAUCAACGUCAAAUGCUGCGACAAGUGAUAACCAAAUCUCCCCCUCCAGAAGAGACACUCUUCCAGCACUUCACUCCAGGCUAGCAAGUCGGAAAAGUGUCAGCUUCAGAGAUGUGGAUGAGUAUUUCCCUGUAUUUAGUCCUGAACACCCCAAACAGCAGCCACCUGUUGAUGGCAGCCCCAGUGGGUUACCUUUUGAACUGUCUGAAUACUCAAAUUUCCUGGAUUCAGAGCGCAUGGCAACUGUUUUACACAGGCAAGGAAUUGAUGUCACAUCACCAGAUCAUGUUUAUGUUUUUUGUCGGGAGAGCAGUGAGAGCACUGAGGAGGAACUGGAGAAAACCGUCAUCAGUCACUGUGCUUUGGAAGAGAGUGAUGAUGAAAAAGAGAAUGAAAAUUUAAAGGACGUUCAAGUGAAUAUGCCUGAACAGCCAGGACGUUACUGUGGAGGCAGCAGUAGCAGUGGAACUACAAGUAGUCAUUACAGUAGCUGUGACAGUGACCAUUAUACAAGUGCCUUGGAUGUCUCUACAAACUGCAAACAAACCUUACUCCCUGUUGUAGAAGAGGGGACUGUUGGUACUAAAUCGGACAGAGAAAUUGGGAUUUCCACAGGUGCUGAUUCUGUAGCUGAGAGGCAGGAUGGUAAUUGUCAAAGUGUUCGACCACAGACAGAUUUAAAACUUGAAAAUGAACAAAAUUUGCCUAGUAUUUUCGAUAAACUGGCCUUAUCUGAAAUAAAACACCAAACUAAUGAUGCAGUUGAGGGUUGCAGUCAUGUUGAUGAGGUGGCUACAAAGACAGUGGCAGACACCCCACUGGCUGAUGACUUCAAACAAGACUUUGACCUUUCUUUCACACCAAGUCCUUUUGUAACAGGAAGGACACGCUCAAGGUUGAGUCGGUGUUCACUGAGAACCAGCAGAACCCCAGAAAGCAUCUUUGUCACUUCUCUCUUUGAGGAGACCCUGCCUACGCCAGUUAGGACUUGGCGGCAGACACCCAGGUCUCAAAACAGUGAGAACUUUUAUAAUUCUCCACAUGUGAAUCAUCAUAAAGCAUCCUAUUUAGGGAGUAGCACAGGGGGGGACUGCUUACCUGCUGAAUCACAGGACACACAGUCCAGCACCUUGGGAGCUGAUUACAGUGUUAGCUUUAGCCAAGCUGAUACUCUGAUCCUGCCCAAGAGUGGGACUGACCCUGCUGUUGAAUCACAGACUUUAUCUGACACAGUCAUACUGGAGAAAAACCCUGACACAACAGUGGAUGCAUAUGAAAGAAACCUUGCAGACAUUGCCCUGGCUAUAAAAGGCAGGGAUUCCACUGAAGACAGGGAUUUUCUUACUGAUGAUCUGACAAGUACAGAUGAGGCAACAACAAAGGGUGAUGUGAAUGUUUUUUCUUGUAAAAAUCAAAUGAACAGUCAGGACGAUGUCUGGAUCACUGAGGACUGUAGCUCUCAGCCUGAGUCUGUGUCAUCUUCAUCCAGCUCCUCUUACUUUUCUCCAAGACGGUCAAGGGAAGACUCCUCUGAUCUGCCCUGCACCCCAGGCACCGGAUGCACACCCAGGUACAGCAUGAGCCGGUUGUCAAGCUGUCGUAGGCCACAGCACCUGGCUAACCUUUCUUACACUCCUGGGGGGCGUCCACACAUUCAGGAUCUGGAUGAGCCAGUAGAGUAUCUCUACACUGAUACGGAGCAGGGCCACAAGCUUAUAGAGAUCCACAUCCCACCUACUGCUAACACAUCACUCAGCUCUAGUUUGAGUACUACCAGCAGCGAGGAGACAAUCCUCUAUGACUGGCGGUCUAUGCAGACUGACGUGAUGAAUAACAAAGAAAAGGAAAACCAGAUACCCCAGACAGUGCUACAAAAGGAGGAAAAUGAUGAUGAAGUCAGAAUGUUCCCAGAAACAAAAGGGCUGACUGACAGGGAGUUGAGGCUGAAAUUAAAGGAGCUGGGGGAGAGCCCUGGCCCGAUCAGCAGCCGCACCAGGCCCACCUACAUGCGAAGGCUGUGCCGCCUGUUGCAGGAGUCGAAGACCCAAGGACCACGACUCCAGAAACUGACAGAUCAGACUCAAACAGAUUCGGCUUACAGUCCAGAACUGUGCCGCGCCCUGCAGACCUUUGAGCUGCCGAGUUGCCAGGCUGACGAACAGGCUUUGUGCGAACAGUUUGACCAACCAGAUCAGAACAGAAAAUGGAGGGAAGGCAUUAUCAAGUCUAGCUUCAACUACCUCCUGCUGGACCCGAGGGUGACAAAAAAUCUUCCAUUCCGCAGUCAGACAAUGACUCCUCAGGAGUGUUUCCAGACAUUUAUUCAUUCCAUAUUUUAUGUGGGCAAAGGGAAACGGUCCCGCCCAUAUAGUCACCUAUAUGAGGCUUUAGAGUACUACAAGGGAGACAAGACUGCAAAGAAACUGUGUCCCAAAGUGCAGCACAUUCUUCAGGUGUGGAAUGCAGAGCAGGGUGUCAUUUCUCUGCAUUGUUUCCAAAAUGUCAUUCCAGUGGAGGCUUACACCAGAGAGGCCAGCAUGGUGGAAGCAAUCGGGUUGAAGAAGCUCACAAAUCAGAAGCGAGGGGAUUUCUAUGGUGUUGUGUCUAACUGGCAGCUGAAGAGGAAGAGGGAGCUGGGCGUCCAUCUGCUCUACAAGGCCAUGCAGAUCUUCCUGGCUGAGGGUGAGAGACAGCUCAGACCAGCAGACAUCAGGCAAUAAAGAAGGACGGCAAAAUGAACUGCAACUCAACUGAUGUAGAGGGGAAAAAAACCACUUAGUCAUGCUGCAACGCAAUCCUUAGAUGAAACGCUUUUGAAAAAACAGAAAUGUCUUUGGGACAAUGUCAGGAUCUCACUGAUUACUAUGUAUUUCAGUUUCACUGCUCUGUCCCUAUGAACUGUAGCACCAUAGCAACGCCAGAUAGCAGCAUCUUUCUUAUUCUUCAUUUUGGUAAGAUUUCAGUUUUGCAUCUUUUUCUGUCAGUCUUUACUUCAUUAUCACAUUGUUUUUAAUCUUCUCAGGUGAAUCUUAAACGACUCUGCAAAAUCUGUAGUAUCACAUAUUAGCAUGUGAGGUUUUCCAUCACAGAAAGAGAAGUCUAAUUAAGAGCAUGAUGUGGAAAUCAAGUCAACAGGAAACAAAUACUACAUCACACUUAGUUUAUCAGUAGCACUACAGAUUUAGUUUUCAACUUAAUUCAUAAACCCAUUUUGUUAGUCUUGUGCAGCAUAAACAUGUUGCUGGUGGCUCACCUCUUUUGAGCAACUCGAAACAUGUUUUCUUAGCUUAAAAGAAAGCUGAAAUUUGUUUUUUAAAAAAAAAGCCUUUACUUAUUUUUGUUAAAGUAAUUGAGUAUAUCAACAUAGCGUAGCAGACUGUAAAGCUAAUGCUAUUGUGAUAGUUUGUUUACAUGGUUGGAUUUCCAUCUCAGUUUUGUUUUGUACUGUUGAUUAAGUCCUAAGUUAUGUAUAAAACGUGCAGCUACAUUAAUUUCUGUUGAUUCAAUGUUGAUUAUUUACACUGAAUACUCCUGGGCUGUUGUCAUAAUUUUGUUAUACAUCAGAUAUCUAUUGGAGAUUGGUCAGACAAAUCCUUAAUUGUCCUUAAUUGAGCAUUUUCCUGCUGAUAAUGUCUUUCACAAACUCACCCAAUGUUCUACAAAAAUAAUGACCACUCCUGCAAAUCCAAACCGUGUCUCAAGGUACUUCGUAAAUAAUGCUCAAGAAGCUACACUGUACUUUUUACAUCACAAAAAAUGAAUUAAUACUAAUCACUGUAUUUUCUUAGAAAUUAUAUUUUUUUAUUCCCUCCAGACCCUUCAGGUAAUUUUGAUGUAUUUUGAUAUUGGAGACUGAAAACAAGAUCCACUGAAGUAUUUUUAAAACAUUGUGAAAAUAGCAUUACUUGAGAUUUUUCAUGUUCUUGUAAAUUCAUAGUGUUGAUUUUGUUUUUUUAUUCUGACUUUCGAUUUCUUCUGCCACUGCAUUGUACUUUGUAUUAUGUAACUGUACCAAAAAAAAAAACACCCAGAAAAUAAACCUGAGCUGGAUGAG
Molecule: messenger RNA, 5112 nt
Organism: Sphaeramia orbicularis (orbiculate cardinalfish)
Lineage: Eukaryota; Metazoa; Chordata; Actinopteri; Kurtiformes; Apogonidae
Gene: ankle1
Exons: 9
Coding region: 284-3778 (1164 amino acids)
Biological process (GO): double-strand break repair via homologous recombination; resolution of meiotic recombination intermediates
Cellular component (GO): nucleoplasm; cytoplasm
Molecular function (GO): protein binding; DNA endonuclease activity
Source: RefSeq, a predicted model, not a curated record